CCCGGAAUUCCCGGAUUCCCGCAGGUGGACGCUCCCCGCCGGGGCUGCCUGAUCCAGUUCGAGGACAAUUCCCAGUUCUUCGUGCUCUGGAAGGACAUCAGCCCCGCCGCCGUGCCCGGGGAGGAGCCCUCGUGCUGCGUCUGCGCCGGAAAUUCCCGAAACGCCGGAAAUUCCCUCGUUCGAUGCCGGAAGUGCGGCCACGCCUAUCACCAGCGCUGCCACGUGCCCCCUCCCCCCGGCGACGCCGGGCCCUGGAGCUGCCGCCGCUGCGUCUUUGCCGUGGCCACCAAGCGCGGGGGCGCGCUCCGGCGGGGCCCGCAGGCGCGGGCGAUGCUGCGGAUGAAGCCAGGAUUCCCGGUGUUUUUCCCGGUGUUGUUUCCCCAGCGCGGGGGCGCGCUCCGGCAGGGCCCGCAGGCGCGGGCGAUGCUGCGGAUGAAGCCGGGAUUCCCGGUGUUUUUCCCGCACUGCUACUGCUACUGCGGCGGGCCCGGACACUGGAACCUGAAGAUGCUGCAGUGCUGCCGCUGCUGGCAGUGGUUCCACGAGGCCUGCACCCAGUGCCUCUCCAAGCCGCUGCUCUACGGCGACAGGUUUUACGUCUUCGAGUGCAGCGUCUGCCGGGGGGGAGCCGAGAGCGUGCGGAGGCUGCCCCUGCGCUGGGUGGACGUGGCUCACCUCCUGCUCUACCACCUCAGCGUCUGCUGCAAGAAGAAAUAUUUCGAUUUGGAGCGGGAAAUUCUCCCCUUCGCCAAUUCCAACUGGGACGCGCUGCUGCUCGGCCCGCUUUCGGGCACGCCGAGGUCGGAGCGGCGCGGGCGCCUCCUGGGGGCCCUGAGCAGCCACAAGGACAGGUCAGGACCCCAAAAACGGGGGGAGGGACCCCAAAAACCCCAGAAAUUCCCCCAAAAACGAAACCGCGACCAG
Cyanistes caeruleus (blue tit) is the source of this 924-nucleotide messenger RNA. NCBI's taxonomy places the organism in Eukaryota, Metazoa, Chordata, Aves, Passeriformes, Paridae. The record is from RefSeq and is a predicted model, not a curated record.